GUCAUAUCCGCCGCGUUAAAUCUGUGGCAUCCGUCUUAAGGACUGUCAUUCAAAGAGUGCAUGUGCUCAUGCAGCCGCGGGUGCGAGCUGGCCGAGCUCUGACGCAGAGUUGGACCCUCCUUGGACCACGUUGACCUUGACUCCGUCAUGGAUUUGACUCGGCUGGUCGCGGACGCGGGUCAGUUCAUCAACCGAGCGGUGCAGUACACCGGAGAGAGUCUGGGUCAGGCGGAGAGGACCGAACUGGACCCGGUUCUGGAGGAGCUCCUGCGACUGUCAGACGCCACCAAGACCAGGACGGACCAGAUUAUUUCCCAGACCGAGGUUCUGCUGCAGCCCAACCCCGGAGCUCGGUGGGAGGAGCGGCUGUUCGGCCACCUGGAUUGGAGCGCCCCCUCUCGUCCGCACGCUCACGAUUUGCUGGGCGAACAGUUGACGGGAGCCGGGCUGGAGCUGGGCACCAACACGCCCUAUGGAGCUGCACUGCUCAAGUUCGGGGAAGCUGAGAAGCAGCUCGGCGAGACAAACAGGAAGUUCAUCCAAAGCACCAACAUCCACUUCCUGACGCCGCUCCGGCGGUUCACGGAGGGAGAGUACCGAACCAUGCAGGAGGAGCGGCGGCUGCUGCUCAACAAACGGCUGGACUUGGACAUCGCCAAGACUCGAGUGCGGAAGGCGCACGAGGCAGAACGAGAGUCCCGAGGGCUCAAUUCAAACCUGACAGAUGACGACUACCUGUCGCACGUGUCGUACAUGUUCAGCUUCCUGCGUGUGAAAUGGCUGAAGCUGUGGGCUCAGGAAAUCUCUCAGGCAGAGAUGGAGCUCAGGAUCUGUCAGUCUCUGUUCGAGCGUCAGUCCGAAUCCACAAUGACAGUUCUACACAGGAUCCACGGCACGCAUAACAACCACAUGCAGAGUCUGACGGACUUCGUGGAGGCUCAAGCCUCUUACUUUGCGGAAUGUAACCAGCACGCGCAGGAGCUGCAGAAGCAGCUGCUCAGCAUCCCGGCCGUCCUGUGCUCCAACAACUGGCAGGCAGAGGUGGCAGCUCAAGGCACUGAGACGUCCUCAAACCAACCUGUGGAAGUGAACCACAUCACUCCAGUCCACGUGGACGCCUGUCGUCUUCCAGACUUCGAUCAAGACACCUGGAACACCGACCAGACAAACACGCAGCUUCCUGUCCAGACCAACAACAACAACAACAACAUAGCUGAGCAUCAGGAGUGGAGCCGGUCUUCCGUAGCAGACCACGCGCUCAGUCCAGACAGUAAAUCAGAGUCGCAGCUGGUAACUGAGCCGCAGCUCGGCCCUGCUGACAGAGAAGAACCUCCAGAUCCCUCUGGUGCCACAGACAGAGGCGCACGCUCACAUCUGAACCAGGAUGAAGCGAAGGACACUUCCCCGGCCGCAACCGAGGCAACCACCAAGUGAGCUGCCCUCAGUCUAAUAUAGAGACCUGCAGGGUGGAUGUGGUGCACCGGGUCACAUCUGUGGCAGCUGAUGUGGACUCUUAAGAGGCUGCAGAACCAUCAUGGUUUCAUUAACCCCAGCGGGGGCAGCCAUUACUUCUGCCUGUGUCAGUCAUCACUUAUCGUCAGGUGCCGCAUCAGACUUCAGCCGUCUUAUUUAUGCUCAUGAGUGUUAGGUGUGUGUGUGUGUGUCUUCGUGAGCAGAGCUGUUUUCUGAAUGAAACUCUUACUCAUUGGUGCCAAUUUCCCGCCUGAAGAUGCAAGUAUGAGUUCGUAUUGUGGAUCUGUCUGUUGCGUUACACAACUGUUGUGUGUCCAGAGCAGUCCACAGUGACGAUUGUGUUUCGUCGUCCUCCUGCUCUUCUGCUGCUGUACACUGCAGCCAAAUCCUGUCAGAUGAGCUGAACUGCUGAGAGUUUAAAAAUAUUAGAGAAAAUAUAUGAACAUAAAUCUGGAUUUAACUUUUCAGUUUGAGAAGUGGUUUUGUCCAGUGACUGUGAAGUUUACUGUCGUCUGUAUGGAAGUGAAAAACGUCACAGUAAAGAAGAGGAGUCGAUGUUUGUUGUGAGUUCUUGUGCGGGAAAGUGAAGGAGGAUCACGAGGGGCAACACUUCAGGCUUCACUCGACUCAUUAGACUGGAAAAACCUCAAAUAAUGAGUUGGAGCGGCGACGCGGACCCACUCGGGACGGCGAAUGGAAACACGCUCAUUAGUGCAACACGGGCCAACUGAUGUCAUGGACCACCAACUGCAGAAGCGUAGAAACUGGGUUUCACGCUGACA
Synchiropus splendidus (mandarinfish) is the source of this 2255-nucleotide messenger RNA. RefSeq names its product endophilin-B1-like. Gene Ontology annotation, cellular component: cytoplasm. Lineage: Eukaryota; Metazoa; Chordata; Actinopteri; Syngnathiformes; Callionymidae. Gene Ontology annotation, molecular function: protein binding. The record is from RefSeq and is a predicted model, not a curated record. The transcript has 12 exons. Bases 148 to 1434 code for a protein of 428 amino acids.